UGCUUUCUUUGUAGACAAAAAGGUCAUUCGAUUCGAUCAUGUCCCCGUAACCAAAUGGCAGCAGCAGCAGAGCUCGAACUUGUUGAAGGUUCACCUGCCGGAAGUAUCUGCUAUCGUUGUGGAUCUAUUGACCAUUCACUUUCCGCGUGCCCGAAAAAGAAAAACUCGUCCAAUCCCUUUCCAUUUGCAAAAUGUUUCAUUUGCAAGCAAUCUGGGCAUCUUGCUGGGCAAUGUCCUGAAAAUACAAAAGGAAUGUACCCUAAUGGUGGCAGCUGCAGAUUUUGUGGAUCUGUGCGACAUCUUGCCAAGGAUUGU
Molecule: messenger RNA, 315 nt
Organism: Batrachochytrium dendrobatidis JAM81
Lineage: Eukaryota; Fungi; Chytridiomycota; Chytridiomycetes; Rhizophydiales
Exons: 1
Cellular component (GO): nucleolus
Molecular function (GO): nucleic acid binding; zinc ion binding
Source: RefSeq, a predicted model, not a curated record